Molecule: messenger RNA, 256 nt
Organism: Staurois parvus
Lineage: Eukaryota; Metazoa; Chordata; Amphibia; Anura; Ranidae
Source: the annotation of a GenBank genome assembly
ACUAAUGAAAAGCACUGCCACUGUACUACUGACACUGGGCAGGAAGGGGUUAACAUCUGGAGCGAUCAAGGGGUUAGCUCAGGGGUGGACUGACAACUCAUGGGGCCCCCGGGCAAUAGGGGAUCAUGGGGCCCCUGUGUCCUUGCCCAAACUCAAAAAAGCCUAUGAAAAAGGUACCAGGGGCAUCUCAUGGGGCCCCCUACUGACCCCGGGCCCUCGGGCAGUGCUCGAGUUUCAAAAUGGUCAGUCCGCCCCU